UAUACUUGUGGGAAAAGAAACAAUCACUACCACGRYACCCAGCUAAAACAUGCGCUUGUUUURCACCGCCGUUGCGAUCUUCGUUGUCAUAGCAACCGCACCGACGGUGAGAGCAAUAUCCGAAGAUUACAGCAAGGGCAACGAMGGUGCAGACGAAGGUAUUCGUAGAAGUGGCCAUCGUAGAUGGCUAGGGGUUCAGCAACGAGAACAAAACGUACAAGAACAAGAACGAGAAUUGCAAUCCACUUCUUGCACCAGGUGCCGGAAAGGUUCGGCGGCUAGGUUUUCGAACUUCGACACACGGGAAGAAAUUUUCGAUCAGCUCAACCCCUCGGAAUACAAAUCCGURAUCGAUUUUGUAACUUCGGACGGUGCGAACAUUGCAGAUGGCACCAAGGAGGACAUCGGCAACGCCAACAGAGCACUGAAUCGCAACUACGUUGUCUUUGUGCAGCUAUUCCCACCUCCCAAAGCGGAGGCCAUUGCGUACCUGGACCGCCGGACGGACACCCCACCGGAGCGCUAUGCGAUUGUCACCGUGAAUCGUGGUCGCCAGCGCCCACGAGACAUGAUGCAGUACAAAAUAGGCCCCCUGGUAAACGGGAGAGUCCGAUCCCAAAACACGGUCGUCGAGAAACUGUUGAGGGACAACGAGAUUCCGUGGGCGAUGCGGGGGAACUACCAUUCCGUCACCGAUCAUUUCGACGAGGCGAUCCACAARUCUGCCUACGUCCUGCGAGAACUGUUCAAGGCUACCACGGGUGGAUUCUGCAUCGGUGGGCCCGAAUGCGACGGAGACGACAAAAUGAGGUACAUCCAGUACGCGAACAUGGCCACCAGCCCAACAAGACGCGUUUCGACCGUGCAUUUCAUACUCCGUGACGACAAAAGGGAGUUUGGACCAUCGUGUCUCUUACCRGUUCCGAUSAGUUUCCACGUCGUGGAGGAUCCCGACAGGGACCCCAGCGAGUGGGAGACCACCAAUUUCGAGUACUGCUACCAGGGCCCCUUCGAAUCCCCCGAGGCUCUGCUCGAUGCCAUAUACGCCGGUGAGGUCAGAGCGUGUAGGGUGCCAUCCAGAAACAAGGAGUGGACGUCCGUGGAUCCGGUGGAACCCAUCCGACCGGAUGCGACCAUCAAGGAACCGAUUUCCUUCCAUUCGAGCGGGAAACGCUACGUCAUYAACUCCUCGACGAGUGAUCGCCGCAUUUUGUCGGAGGAUCACCAAAACACCAGCAACGAGAACGAGAAACCGGUGCAAGAAGGGGAUACCRCAGCUGCUCGAAAGAGGCAAUUGCGCUUCACCGAUUUUGUUUCCGAAACCRAACCAUCUUCGGAAUCCAACCAAAAGAAAUCCACGACAAACCGAAACCUUCAAACCGUUCGAGGCGGUGGAGGCGACGGAACGGGGCAUCGGUAAGUUACCAACAGAGAUUUUGCUUURACAAAUGCAAUCGAAUUACCACAACCUUUUCUCACUGUCCGUUUUSUCUUGUUCUYGUUGCAAWAAUAAURUAAUGACGAUAACAUCUUUAGGGUUUCCUGGCUGGGUUGGAGCUUUCAUGUAUCCUCAGACCAAAUGCAUGGAAUUGUUUUGCGGAAUCUUUCCUUCAWGGGCGAACGUCUGGCCUAUGAAUUGAGUUUCCAGGAAUUCUUUGCCAGUUAUUCUGCCAUGGGUUCCCCUGGUCAAACCGUGUACUUCGAUACCAAUUGGGAAGUUGGGAAGUACUCACCCCUCGAGCUGGGCCUGGAUUGCCCAGAAGACGCGACACUCCUUCCGAUGAUUCAGCACGAUGGMGACAGGGCGGAGAUAUCCAAAAACCUCCUUUGCAUAUUCGAGCAACCCUACGGAGAACCCAUGUGGCGGCACGAAUUUUCAAAAGAAAACGACAAGAUCAAGGGAAUUCCUCGAACUGCCCUGCAAAUUCGGGUGGUCAGCGUCCUCGGGAAUUACGAUUACAUACCCACGCUCAGCCUGAUGGCCGAUGGCGUUUUGGAGGUCAAGGUCGAAAUGGGUGGGUACCUCCAAGCCGGAUACAGCGUGGAAAACAGCGACAACAAUCCCGAGGUCCCAUGGUUUGGAACCAGGUUGCGCGACAAUAUGGCRGGCCUGAUGCACGACCACCUUGUCGGUGUCAAGGCCGAUCUGGAUGUUGGCGGCCCCUCCAACACGCUCAAGGCUGGAAAAAUCAAAUACGGGACCUACGAGGAGGCCACAGGAGGAAAACAUCCUUAUCCUGGCUGGCAUUCCUACAAYGGUGUCAAGUACAUGGACUGGACGACCAUCGACAGCGAGCGGGGAAUUUCCCAUUCGGACUACGAUGCUAUCGUCGUCGAAUCCAACACCAAAAACCGAUGGGGRGCACACCGUUCGUACGAGAUCGUCUUCGAGCACAGCGUUCCACGCCAGGUGUUUCCAGAGAGCCACCCCCUGGCGGCCGCCACGGCCUGGCAGUACAGCAACGUGGCCAUAACGCGGCAAAAAGACUCGGAGCGCUAUUGUUCAUUUCCCACCAACUAUCAAAUCGGCCAGUCCGUGCCGUCGUACGAUCUACGAGAAUUCCAGAGGGAUCAGGAGGACGUCGUGAACCAAGACCUGGUCUUUUGGAUCAUGUUCGGCCUCCAGCACUACCCGAAGGCCGAGGACGUCCCGCUUGUCUCGAACUUCGGAUCUGGAUUCCUUUUGAAACCCCGGAACAUGUACGAUCGUGCCGCCUUUGAGGAUCUCCCCGACAACCGGGAGCAAGAUCACCCGGAGUGCGUUUCCCCUACGAUAUUCAAGAGGUAAAUAUUUUAAAGAAAGAAAGAGGCGAGUCCGACCGGUAUGAUAGGGAACCAUGAAAAUURUACCGUUCUCGGGACCAAAUAGACGGGUAGAUAGAUG
Molecule: messenger RNA, 2884 nt
Organism: Pseudo-nitzschia multistriata
Lineage: Eukaryota; Bacillariophyta; Bacillariophyceae; Bacillariales; Bacillariaceae
Source: the annotation of a GenBank genome assembly